AUGGGAAUUGAUUUUGGUGUUGGGGCAUUGUUGUCGAAGACGAAGUUGCUAACAACCUUGAAUCAUGGGCCUGUAGUGUCAAUAAACAUAUUUGUAGCUGUUAUCUGUGCGUGUAUUGUGAUUGGUCAUCUCUUGGAGGAAAAUCGCUGGAUGAACGAGUCCAUCACUGCUCUUUUGAUGGGUAUAUGCACCGGCGUAGUGAUUCUACUGACUAGUGGAGGCAAAAACUCCCAUAUUUUAGUGUUCAGUGAAGAUCUUUUCUUCAUUUAUCUUCUUCCGCCAAUCAUCUUUAAUGCUGGGUUCAAAGUGAAAAAGAAGCAAUUCUUUCGCAAUUUCACAACUAUAAUGCUUUUUGGAGCACUUGGUACUUUGAUAUCAUUCAUUACCAUAUCAUUGGGCGCCAUUGGCAUCUUCAAGACAAUGAAUAUUCGCACUCUUGAAAUAGGAGAUUAUCUUGCAAUUGGAGCAAUCUUUUCUGCAACAGAUUCUGUUUGCACUUUGCAAGUGCUUAAUCAGGAUGAAACACCUUUUCUCUACAGUGUAGUCUUUGGAGAAGGCAUUGUAAAUGAUGCUACAUCAAUAGUGCUGUUUAAUGCAUUUCGGAAGCUUAAAUUAUCGGAUAUAAACUCAGCUGUUGUUCUGCAAUUAUUUGGAAACUUUCUGUAUUUAUUUAUCUCAAGCACUGUUCUUGGAGUAGUUGCUGGCUUGCUGAGUGCAUAUAUUAUUAAAAAGCUUUGCUUUGGAAGGCACUCCACUGAUCGUGAGGUAGCCAUUAUGAUUCUUAUGGCUUACCUAUCAUAUAUGCUUGCUGAAUUUUACGAUUUAAGUGCCAUCCUUACUGUCUUCUUCUGCGGGAUUGUGAUGUCACAUUAUACCUGGCAUAAUGUCACUGAAAGUUCUAGAGUUACCACCAAGCAUGCUUUUGCUACAUUGUCGUUUAUCUCUGAGAUAUUUAUAUUCCUUUAUGUCGGCAUGGAUGCUUUAGACAUUGAAAAGUGGAGGCUUGUAAGAGAAAGUCCUGGAACAUCAAUUCAGGUUAGCUCAAUAUUUUUGGGUCUGCUUAUGAUUGGAAGAGCUGCUUUUGUCUUUCCCUUGUCAUUCUUAUCCAACUUGACCAAAAUGUCCCCAGACGAAAAGAUUGACAUUAACCGACAAGUUACAAUAUGGUGGGCAGGGCUUAUGAGAGGUGCUGUUUCCAUGGCCCUUGCUUACAACCGGUUUACAAGGGCAGGCUAUAGCCAAUGCCGAGAAAGUGCAAUAAUGAUCACAAGCACUAUUACCGUUGUUCUUUUCAGCACGGUGGUAUUUGGGUUAAUGACCAAACCUCUGAUCAGAACCUUGCUGCACUCGCCUAAACACAUGAAUGUAAAGGUCAGCCCUGAGCCACUUACCCCAAAGUCAUUCACUGUGUCACUUCUAGAGCAGGAUUCAGAGACUGAUCUGGAGAGCCGUCUUGCAUCCCAUCCAAACAGCUUACGAAUGCUGCUAAGAGUUCCCUCUCACACAGUCCACCAUUACUGGAGAAAAUUUGACAAUGCAUUCAUGCGUCCGGUGUUUGGGGGGAGGGGUUUCAUGCCCAUUGUUCCCGCCUCCCCACCCGAACAGGAUGAACAACAAUGACAGCACUAAUUCUCACUCUGAUUUUGUUUGUCUGUUCAUAGGACCAAUGGGUUGGUGUGAUGAAAAGGUUGCUAAUUGAUAGUUUGUCAGGUAGAGAAAUGUUUUGUUUCAGUGGUUAUGAGUUUUUGUUUAGUUUCCAUAUCGGCCAAUUGGGGCCAUAGCAUAUGGGAACUCAGAUUUUUUUAUUUUUAAAUUUUUUGGGGGUAAACACCAAACGGUGUAUAGCUUGUAAGCAAAUCUCCAGGUAUUCAAUGUUCCUGUAUAUACACACUUCGUUAUCAAUUCAUCAAUUAUACUAAUGAAUGAGCUUUUGUUGUUGUU
Messenger RNA from Ipomoea triloba (trilobed morning glory), 1941 nucleotides. RefSeq names its product sodium/hydrogen exchanger 2-like. Bases 1 to 1620 code for a protein of 539 amino acids. Gene Ontology annotation, molecular function: sodium:proton antiporter activity. Lineage: Eukaryota; Viridiplantae; Streptophyta; Magnoliopsida; Solanales; Convolvulaceae. Gene Ontology annotation, cellular component: membrane. The record is from RefSeq and is a predicted model, not a curated record. The transcript is spliced from 14 exons. Gene Ontology annotation, biological process: proton transmembrane transport; regulation of pH; sodium ion transport.